ACCAGUGUUCCAGCGUUACAUGUUACUCUUCUUGGUGGUGAGUGGAGUUCAUCUGCUGGUGGGUUGUCAACCAUAAACAGAGAGCUUGCUAUUCACCUUUCAAAUCAUUCAGCAGUGAAGGUUUCUUUGUUAGUCCCCGAGGGAGCUUGCAAUCAUGAAGAAAAAAAUGAAGCCCUUACCUAUGGAAUCACUGUCGUUGAGGCGAAGAGACGUGCAGCAUUUGAUCCUCUUGUUUGGUUAAGCUCACCACCCAAGGAUCAUGUCAUGGACAUCGUUGUUGGCCAUGGUGUAAAACUUGGUCGGCAAGUUCAAUUCAUUAGAGACUCUGCUCAAUUUCCAAAUUGUAAGUGGAUACAAGUGGUGCAUACUGCUCCAGAGGACUUAAGCAAGUACAAAUGCUACACUGACCCCAUUUCAAAAGGUGAAACAAAACACGAAUCAGAAGUUGAACUUUGCAAACUUGCUGACCUUGUUGUGCCCGUGGGACCCAAACUGAAAGAAGCAUACACUUCAUAUUUACAGCGAUGCAAGACAGAUCAAGACGUUUUAUCUAUUACUCCAGGUCUUUUUCAAAGGGAGUUUGGGGAAUUAGUUGCAAAACAAGAUCCUAACGAGGAUGGUGAAUUCAAAGUGUUGUUAUUUGGUCGUGGGGAUGAUGAGGAUUUUGAACUCAAAGGAUACAACAUUGCUGCUCAAGCAUUUACUGAUCAACGGCUAAAAAACAAACCUUACCAUCUAAUCUUUGUCGGAGCACUUGAAGGAAAGCAAGAAGAAGUAAGAGAAAAACUUCUUCAAUGUGGCAUCGCAGAAGCACAGUUGACUGUUAGAAAAUUUAUACAAAGUAGAGACAGACUGAAAGAUUUGCUGUGUGAAGCUGACCUUACCAUCAUGCCAUCAAAAUCAGAGGGGUUUGGUCUUGUCGCACUUGAGGCCUUGUCUGCAGGCCUACCCAUUCUUGUAGGCAGUAGGUCAGGAUUUGCCAAAGCAUUAGAAAAUGUUCCUCAUGGUAAUACAUGCAACGUGAAUUCAGAUGACCCUGUAGAAUGGGCAAAAGCAAUUGAAGGUGUUCGUGUUAGGCAUCAAAUGCGACUCAAAGAGGUUAAAGCACUAAAAACAUCUUAUAGAAAAAUGUACAGUUGGAAGAAACAAUGCAAAGCCCUUGUGGAGAGAAUGUGGAAAAUGGUCCAUGGUAAGAGUUGUUGCUUUGAAACUCAUGCUUAAAACAAUGAAUAUGACGAAUACUAUUUUGUACAUGUUAUUUUGACUUUUGCCUGUGUGUUCCAAACAUUAUUGUGAUCGGCCACUUAGGUACAAUCAUCUUUAGAUGUUCAUGGUUUUCUUGUCUCAACACUCAUUAGUAAAACCUAGUGUUUUUGUAUUUUGGUAAUUUGGUAUUUUAGUAGUGUUGAUGUAACUUGGUAGUUCAUAGGGCCAUAAACUGUAAAUUUUAAAAGUUGUGUGUUGCAGGUCAAAUUUGUUGUCAUGUUAAAUAUUGUUAACCUAGGUUGAUUCUUGAUUCCCUUUGUCUAUUAGGGCUAGACGACAAAGGAAAUUGAGAAUCAACCUAGGCUAAAUCAAAAUUAACCUGGGAUCGAAUUUGACCUGUAACAUGUUGAAGUAAUUCACAUUAGGCAGUCCAAAUUAACAGUGCAAUGAUAUGCAAUCCAAAAGCACUUGCUAUUCCAGAACAUUUAGUGAAUCUUUUGUAGUUUACAGGAUUCUUUAAAACGACUCUAUUAACUUUCUCUUCAGCAGAAAGGGGCUUUCAUCUUUUUUCUUUCACAAUGACAGUAUUUUUAAAACCAACCAACAGGGUCUUCCGAAAAUGACAACAAGUCCAGAGAUGAGCAAAGGGUGGGGUGAGAGGCCCACUUAACAGUGUUUACCGUUUAAUUUGUAACAGGGAAAAAACCAUACUGCCCACUGAACUGAGCUGAACUGAACAACUUUAUUUCACGGGUCACAUCUUCUAAACUGGCUACACGUAGCUUAGAAACAGGGGAAACCUGUGCUAACCUGGAUACUGACGCACUGUAAUGUUACGGUAAAUCCUCUAUUCUUGGUUUUCACCCAUGUGACCCGCCGCUUGACAGCAUUUGCUAUCUGCCAUGUUGGUGUCCCUUAAACGCAAUCAAAACCAGCUUAAAGAGAUGUAGAUAUGGUUUUUUGCAUCGUUGUUGAUUGUUGGAGGAAAAGUGAGAAGAAAAACACCCAAGGAUUUUUUCGUAUUCCACCAUUUGUCAAGAACCAAGGAGAGGAAUUCCAAGAAACCACUGCAGAGAGGAGAAAUCUCUGGAUUUCGGGCGUAAUUCGAGACGAUGACCAGGAGACAUGGCGGAUAAGGAUUUAAUCAUCGCAGACAGAGUUAAUAUAAAGUCGUUUCGAUACAAGUUUAUUCAGUUGAGUUGUCAAUAGUUUCACGAACAUGGCGUAAAGAACUAGGGAUAUUCGCCCAAAAUGUUUUUCUUGUUUACGCGCAUGCUAUACUUGUCAGACUUGAGGUGACCGAAAUUUUUGUGCAGUAUCAAUGCUUGAGUUCGUAUCAAAACGACCGGUUUCCACGGAGAGUGUUGGCUUAAAGCAAGCCAAACUGGUCAUUCCAGCCUUUACAAAAGGAAGUCACAUUUGCAUCCAGUUGAGAAAAAACCAGAGGGAUAGCAGGUGUUCAAAUCCAAGUGUAGAGGACUAUGGGGUUGCUGUGGCACAGGUACACCAUUUUAGAGGGAACAAUUCCAACAGAUGUUCUUGCUUCAAACCGACAUGGAUCCCCUGGUACACAGAUCCUGAUGAUUAAUCGUAUUGUGAGGGUUUGCUCCGCACUUGUCAAUUUAUUCCCAGCAAAUACUUUUCCUUUUUCAGUUGCUUUUGACUAGAUCUGUUUUAUUACCAAGGAGGGCAAGAAAAAGUUAAAGUUAUUUAAGAAGUUAGGGUUCGGGAGAGCGCAUGUGCCCAGCUACAGCUAAAUAACUGUCUCCAUUCCAAAAGAUAGCUUGAAGCUCUUUUGCACAAGCGCCCUCUCCUCGAAAACAAAAUUAGACUACGUGCAGUCUCUCUUAUUCUUCAGAUUUCGUGAGAGGAGUUCACGCACGCGAGCGUCAAGCCCGUCUCUCGCCUUCAGUCUCGCGCGUGGUCUUUUUAUAGUGUCUCGCGAGUUUCGCUGAAUGGACUAAGAAAAAAAGAGAGACUGUUCGUAGUCUAAAGCAAAAUCGGCGACAGAGACGUCUGAGUCCUAGUCUGCUACACAGCCGUUUUUAGUGUCGUCACGCAAUGCUCCUCCCCACUAACGGCUGCUGAAAACCGAACUACAUUCCUUUCCCUUUGUGUUUGUGGUCUAACGAACAAGCCAAUCAUGCACAAGAAGUUUGACAAUACGUGAGCCGCGGGGCGCUAGGAAGCGAGCACGCUUCUCAGUUUUCGACAAAUCAAUUAAUCGUCGCUGAAUUUAGACGGGCUCUGUGUUUCAAGCAACGAAAAGGUUAAUUUGCAAAAAAGUUUGUUUUAAGCGGUCAAGAAAGUUCCAAGUGAAAGAAAGGUUUGAUAGGCCUAGAAGACUUUUACCAGGAUCGGUUGGUUCUUCAUUCAACGUGCAUAUGUACUGAUAUGUGAUGAAGAAUUGUUCCGGAUGUGCUCAUUGUGUUCCUGUGAAUACUAAACUGUCAAGGAUACUGAUUCAAAAAGCAAUCUUUUAAAUUAUCGAUGAGCGAUUUCCCGAACUAUACCUGGCAACUUUAUGAGCACAUCCAUGUUGUGCAUCGCAAUUUGCUCGACUUGCUUGCUGCUGGUGCUUAUCUCCUAAAUUUUAAAUAGGACUCGACUACAACAACACUACUCUAGUUGAUUGCUUGUUUUCACGCGACGUUUUGAUUAUUCUGUCAUUCACACAUGGGGCACCGAUAAAAGCAAAGCUGUGAUUGGAGGAGUCACAGUACCGCAAACGUGGCGCGAACACUUUCCAGAAAAUGGGAGCUAAAUUAUAAUUGGCUAAUCACGGGAAAGGAAUGUAGUUCGGUUUUCAGCAGCCGUUAGUGGGGAGGAGCGUUGCGUGACGACACUAAAAACGGCUGUGUAGCAGACUAUCUGAGUCCGACGUUAAUCAGCUUCUGGUUUCCUCGGAUUAUCAUUGAAAUCCUCUGAUUAGCUUUCAUGUUGAUACCGUGACGUAAUCUCCCAGGAUAAAAACUUAAGCGUGUCUCCCCAAGUUUGUUUGAAGGGAAGGGUUGGAUGUACACAGACUCUAUAAGGGGACACCUGGGGGCUUUAUCAGCUGUCCGUCUGCGAGGGCGCCUGCAAUCUGUUACCAACACCUGCACCCGGACAUGUCUUGACUGCUUGGAUCAACUAAAACAGCUACCGUUCGCAGAUGUGAGCAAUUUUGACACAAGUGGCAGCUCGGUUGAUAUAAACAAAGAACGCGAUACGCAGUUGGACAUUUAGUCUUCUUUUGAUGCAGUGGCAAGCAGCAUCGACAUAAUACCAAGAUAGGGCACAUUAACGCAAAAAGUAUUGUUGGCUUUAAAUUCUAUGAAAUUAGAAGUUGGCUAAUGUCUGGAAGAUUUGACAUAAUAAUAAUAAUACUCCUCAUAACGGAGACAAAAAAUAGAUGCUACCUUUAGCGACAGUCAGUUUAAUGUAGAAGGACUUCGUAUGUAUCGUGUCGAUAGAAAUGCUCAUGGUGGUGGGCUGAUGAUCUUCAUAAGGACUGACAUCUGUUUUCAUGUCGUUACACGUUUCAAUAUAGACAUGUCAAGUUUUCGCACCGAAUCCAUGUUAUUGAAAGUCAAAAUAAAUAAAUCUUGGUUUGCUAUCGUCGGCAUCUACAGAUCUCCUAAUAUUCCAAAAAGCCAGUGGAAAAUUGAACCUAGUGCUAUUUUUGGAGCUGCAACAACGAGUUCAAAUGACAGUAUUACAACUGUGAUAUGAUCGAUCCAAACAAGCCUCCAGUGAAAAGACGGGAUUGGUGUAAAUUAUUGGACAUUUAUAACCUAAAGAACCUAAUCACAUCACCAACUAGAACGACAGAACAAACAACAACAAUGUCGAUCUCAUUCUUACAAACAACAAGAAAAGAAUACUAUCAUCGGGCGUGGUUGAUCUCUGAAUCAGUGAUCACUCCCUCGUAUACAGAAUUUUAAAACUCUUCGCACCCAGAUUUCGAUCUUGAAAAAUUUGUGAGAGAAGAUUCAAGGUUUGACAGCGAUGCUAUCCUACAAGAUUUAGAUAAUGCUCCUUUCAGCGUCAUGGAAUUUUUCCGUGAUGUAAACGAUGAAUUAUUUGCAUUUGAAUCGCUGUAUUUAGAAAUUACAAAUGAGCACGCACCUAUAAAGCAAUUCUAUGUGAGAGGCAAUCAAGUACCGUUCAUGAAUGAACAAUGCGCAAAGCCAUUCGGCAUAGAAACAAGCUGUGGAAAAAGUUCACUCAUGAUCGCACUGAUGCUCAUUACGCCUUUUACCAAGAAAAAAGGAAUAAAUGUACUUCGCUGAGACGAAAGGCAGUCAAGGCGUAUUUUCUCAAUAAAUCGGAAACAGCAAACUCAAAUGAUUUUUGGAGUACUUACCGUCCGUUUCUUCACACAAAGAUAAACUAGAGCUUUUGAAAAAACGCAUUUUGAGAUUUAUAUUUAAUGAUGUAAAUUCUAGUUAUGACGAGUUGCUAAAGAAGGCUAAGACAACAUCUUUGUACAGUGGAAGAAUCACAAAAUGCUUAUUGUGGACAACCACUUAUGGACUCGAGUCCAUCAAGGAAGAAACUGAAAAGCUCUGGAACUCACUUACAGACGACAUGAGACUAACAAUAUCAAUCGAAGACUUUAAAAAGUCCUUAAUGACCGAGUGCAUGGAUCUCCCAAAGUGAAAGUCACUAUUUUGGCAUCUGAAUGGGGAUCAAGUAAUGGGGCUUUCCACCAUAAACAGAGAAUUAGCCAUUCAGUUAGCCAAGUUCCCUGAAGUGAAAAUCACUUUCUUUUUACCAAAAUGUAGUCAAGAGGAUAGAAAGAUAGCCCUUGAACACAAAGCAAAGAUCGUGCAGGCGACGCCUCUGCCUGCCUUUGCUUUCUGCCGAAAGAUUUGCAAAUCGACAUUAUCGACCGUAAAACGUGCAAAUGGGUUCAAGUGGUACACAGACCCUGAGGAACUUGGAAUGCUUGAAAGCUCAAUUUCAAAGGUUAAAGAAAAGCACAAGACCAAAGUAAAACUGUGUGAAAUGGCCGAUUAUGUUGUUGGAGUUGGACCCAAGUUGAACCAGACCUUUCGCUCAUAUGUUUCUAGUUGUAAUAAUGAUGGUAAUGUCUUUAAUUGACCUCACUCCUAGAGUAUUUGAAGAGUUUGAGACUGUAAAGCAAGUCAGUCAUAGCUUUAGGCAACAACGCAGAGUCUUGGUGUUUUGGAGACGCAGACGAUUUUGAAUUAAAGGGAUUUGACACCGCUGGGAAAGCAAUUGCGGCAUUAGAAGAUACUCGUCUUACGUUUGCUGAGGCACCGGAUGGAAAACACGAAAAAAUGUGUUGUGUUCCUGCAAGUCGAUUAAAAGUAAAAGAUUUGUUCAAGACCGAGAGGGUUUAAAGCCCUUAUUCCAACAAGUGGAUCUUGCAGUCAUACCUUCAAGAACAGAGGGCUUUGGUUUAACAGGAUUCGAGGCAAUGUCAGCUAGUCUCCCUGUGCUCGUCAGUCGCAACCCUCCUCUGGUUUUGGAGAAGCACUGAGUAGUGUAGCUUUUGGUUCAUCAUUUGUGAUUGAGUCAGAGGACGCCGCAGUGUGGACCUUAGCCAUCAGGAAAAUCUGGUCCAAGGACAGGAUAUGUCGACUUGAGGACGCGGUGACCUUGCUUGAUAAGUAUGGCAGGAAAUACAACUAGGCCAAACAUAUAAAGAAGUUAGUUGACAAGAUGAUCAGCCUGGCUCAUGGUAGGAAUGUCGAUUAUCUUUUCUUCAAUGGUACAUUAUCGGGAAAUGAUAGAAACACAGACAAACAUACGAUCUCUUACAAGUUUUGUCCUGAAAUCUUGAAAAAAAUGCUUGCGAAUACCUAUCUGCAUGCUGAUAUCAGGAAAACUGUAACGUUUGUAAUUUCUUCAGGUUUAUUGUUUUCAGCGGAAUGGUCUGUGGAGGGCGGUCGUCAUAACCAUUGGUCUUAGGCUUAAUUGCAACACUUCACAUUCAUAUGUGAUUAUAGUCGUACAUACAUAAUCACCAUUUGUUUUCGUCCGGCCUAUUUUGUUUUAAUGGAAGAUUCUUUAAAGGCCCGGACUUCCUUAGAAACAAACCGCAAGGCUUCUCAAAAGACAGAGGACGUGACUGCGGACCCUUAAAGGUAUCUUCGUAUGAAGCAUACGUAGCAGUCAUUUCUGUCUACUUUUAACCAAGCGGGAGAUGCACGUGAGGAGCGCGAGAGCGAGCAAAAAUUAGGGACGAGGACGGAAUUAAAACGCCAGCCGCUGAGCUUUUAUCCCGGGAAUACACAACCUGAUAGAUCGUGCCUAUCAAAUGUCUGCCCCGGGGAGUAAUGGGCCGCACACCUGGAAUUGACUGGGUUUUAAGUUUCAAAGCAGUUAUUGUUGAAUACAUGAAUCUACUAGUCUGAAUUUAAAGAAAUUAUGAUUGUAACCAAAGUUUGUUUACGCAGAGCCUGUUAUGGAAAGUGACAACAACCAAAGAACAAACUCUUAUGACGACGAGCAGCUUGUUUCAGAAACGUCCCCUGGUAGAAACUCUGAACAGAAAGUUGAUGCUGCAUCAGGAAAGCAAACUGAAACUUCCACAGUUAAAGUGUCUCAGUUGCAAAAUAGCCGUAAGGGGAAAUUGUCAGAAUCUUCUUGUGAUCCAGGUAAGCAAAAACAUGAUUUGUUUUUUGAGCUAUUUUGAAAAAAUAGCUCAUAUGUCAGUGGUGUGAGUGUAUGUAUCUUUGUGCCUUUGUAUCUUUGUAACUUUGUAUCUUUGUAUCUUUGUGUGUUCGGAUGUUUGUUGCAAGAGCCCAUAAGGUUGAAGGUACUAUGAGUUGAUGCUUAGGAACUAAUGAGAUCUUGGCAUCUACUUAAACAUGACAUUGCUAAAGGUCGAACAAGGGCACUUUGAGACCGCCAUCUUGCUUCUUCACAAUUUUUCGUCUUUUAUUACGGCUACAGGUGUUUGGAAACAUUAUAUUAAAUAUCUUUAUGAUUCAAACGCUGUGUACAGUGAGGCAGCUGUUUAAGGGUUCAUUUUUUAGUGUGGAUGCUAUUUCAACAUUUCUGACCGAAUUCGGCUAUCGCGAACGGUACUGACGCACGUAUUUAUGAGUUGUGUUUCACCAGCUUCAAGAUAGAGUAAGAUCAUAUAUUUUCAAAGCUCUUCUAGUAAAGCAAUAAUUGAUAUUUAGAUGUGGACUUUAAUUUGAAAGUAUGCAGCCUAUAAAAUGUGGUUUUACAAGUUUGAAAGGCAGCUUAUUUUUUUAAAGCUGUUAAUCCUGUAAACAAGCUUUAAAAAUAUUAUUCUCUCGCUUAUAAAGUUCAACAGACCUUUUUCGUUCCGGCGAAACAAACAAACAAAACAAAUAAGUGAACAACAUGAUACAUCCUUCGUGCAUACUAAGCAUUAUAGUUCUUGAAACGUAUUUUAUUUAGUAAAGAUGAAUAACUUAAGUAGAAACAGUAGCGUUAGGGAAACAUAGGCACGUUUUACGUGCAUGAGCUAUUUUGAAUGCUUCAGUGUAACAGUAUCGGCAAUCUACUGUCUUAAUCCUAAAUUAAGGCUAUACUUUGUGGGAAAUUGGGUAUAGCUGUACAUUAAUGAAAACGAGAACCGCAGCGCAUAGCUGAUUCGAUUUCAUAAAUUCACUUUUCUUUGUCUUUCCUUCAGAAAUCUGGUGCAAAAUAAACAAAUUGUUAAAGUACUAUAUGAAUAUCAACUCACCAAACGUUGCUUAGAGGGAAGACUCGAAUGUUUCAAGGUUUCUUCGUGGUUUCUUAGAGUAAUGAAGGUCGUCGAAUACCGAAUAGCUAAGAUUUUCAUCAUUGUUGUAGAUGGUUGCAUCAUCACUAUUCACGAGGUUAUCACGUGCGAUUCUACUUUAAUGAAACAGUCUUACACAGUCCGGAAUAUCCCUAAAUUUAAGGACAGGGCCAGCUGGUCACGCAACACUUUUCAACCAAUGAGAAGGCGCGCUUGUGUUUAUCAACAAACAAAUCAAAACAUCGCCCCAGUGCUCAAAAAUUUUCAAAACAACGGACGGAGUCGACGGACAGAAUUAAAGAUGAGCUUACAGUACUCGUCUAGGUUUCACGUACAUUUAAUAUUUCAAAGAAAACAUUUCAUGUAAGAGAAUAAGAGCAUUAUUCACUGCAAGGAAUUAUUGGGGUGUUCGAACUGAUUCAGGACGGAUCGCAGUGGUCGUGGCUUCACUGGCAUGGCUUGCAAGAUUUUUGAUAGAAACAAACUGGUCCCGUGUAAAAAUAGCCUUGGAGAGAGUGUGAAAAUUUGUUGAGAUCAUACAAAACAGGAUUGGUACUACCUUUUAGCUUCUACAGGACAAGAAUCAAAGAACCAGUCAUCAUAACAAGAAUAGAAAGUAGUUCAAAUUUAUUACUUUUUCUUGUUUGUUUUUUGGUGUUGUUUCGUGUUGACUUCACGCAUCUGGUGCUUUCCUUGCUUGCUAGUACCUGCAAUGUUUUAAUUUGAUCCCAGAUUCAGUGCAUGUUCAAUGAGUAGCUAAAUACAUCAUUUACACUUGAAAUUUGCCUUCUUUCUUUGAUUGUUUUUUAACGGUGGAUGAACAUUUGGAGAAUCCAGCAACAUUAAAUCUUUCCAGAUUUGGUGAAUUUCAGAAACAAAGCGGUUAGUAUCUACCUUGCGUUUAUGAUCUUCAAUUUCAUCCCCACAAAUUCGGCAAAGUGAGGCGGGAUCUUGGACGUGAAUAUCCAUAAGACUAAUAAAGUUGUUUUGGCCUUGAAAAGAAAAAAGGCAAAGGCUCGUAAUAAUGCGAAAAAAAGUAAUAACACGGCUCUGUGAGAAACCCGGGAAUAGAAAACGUACGUGUUUUUGACCUCGGAAUUCAAAACUGGUCUACCAAAAUUCUAGGUUGUCUACCAACCUUAGUUUUAACGAUUCGCCUAACGAGGGGCGAAGAUGACUCACAAGUUGAAGGGAAAAGCUUAAGUAACCUUUCGGCGAAAGAAACUGGGCAAGUAGCCUUAUGAGACCUAGCUAGAAAGGACGUAUGCCCUUCUCUAUACUGAUCAUUUUUGCGUUUAGGAAUAAAAACUGACAUGUACUCGUUGAAAAUAGAGACAUCUUUAACUGUCAAAUUGCGAAUUUCGUCCAUACGAAAAAACCCAGCAAAGCCAACCAAGAGGACGAAAAGAAAACGAAUAACGCCAAGCGAACUACUAGAAAUAUAAUAUUCAGCGAUCCUUAAAACUGUGUCAACGGAUAAAGGCUCUUUGGGUUGAACAGGACGAGCAAGCUUCCUUCUUGCACCCUCCAAGGACGACUUAACAAGGGGGUGACCAGUAGGGCAUUCUACAAUACCGGCCAGACUAUGACCCCACUUAAUACCAUAAACAACUGACUCUAUAGGAGAUAUCCCCGUAUUAUUAGAAAUAGAAACAGCAGUAAGUUCGCUGAUAAAGAGAGCAAUGUGCAGUGGCUUCGCUGGAAUAACUGGAACGCCAAACUUAGAAUCUGCCCAUUCACGCCAUCUGAUCCAGCCAGAUCUAUACUUCUGCACGGUAGAGGGAGCCUUGGACUCAAACUGUAAAUGGAGAAGGUCUGGAACAAGCUUGCGCAAGGAUGGAUCGGCCAAAGAAUUCGCUUCACUCCAAAUCCCGGAUUGGAGAACAUCUAAAAAAUAAAAUAAAAGUAGGCAGGAAAAGGCAAAACAUUUAAAAUUAUAAUACAGUAGAAAAUAUGAUGCUGCAUCAUAAUCAUGCAGCACGGACAGUACUACAGCGUAAAAACGACAUGUAAUGAGAAACAACGACAAACGGAAGCCGAACUGGCUGGGCCCAGUAAUGCUGUAAAAAACAGUAAAAAAUACAACAAAAUAGCAAACAUUCAAUAAAACAAAUGUAGACCAAUAAAAUAAAACAUAAAAUAAGGCCAACUGACGGCGCCAAAACAGGCAAACUGCGUGGUGAAGCGGACAUCGAACUCCGAGCCAAGAAGACGCUGCCAAAUCAGGCAAAAAAUACACCGCCAAAUCAGGCAAAAAUACGCUGCCAAAACAGGCAAAACAAAGCUGCCAAAUCAGGCAAAAAUACACUGCCAAAGCAGACACGAUAACGGUGCCAAAUCAGGCAAAAAAAAUAAAAUAAAAUAAAAUAAAUAAAUAAUACCAAAACGAAGCUAACAAAAGAUAAACCUAAAACACCGACAAUAAUGAGCUGUAAGGGGAGACAAAAAUGGGAAAGCUCACCUAAAAUCUAUCCGCAAAGCUAACAUUUUAAAUUUCGGGCAGCCGCUGAACACCGACGGACGCGCUUUGUAAAUCUGCUUCUGUCCUGGACCCUCCAGCAAGAGGUCUUCAAUACAAGGAAGCUCAAACACUUCUUUAACAAAAGACUUGAACUGGGAGGCGUUGUCGUGCAAAAAAGGCCAAAAAUAGGCCGAAGGCCAUUGUGGAACGAUCAAAGUGCCGUAACCGGAGCAGGACGAGAGAGCCCUAACUGAAGGCACAAUGGCACCCACCGGAGGGCAAACCCAGUUAUUCUCAUGUCGCCAAUCCUGAGCCAAGGCGUCCACACCGCUGCAACCUGGGGAAGCAAAUUUAGAGUUGAACCUCGGAAGCUGGGCAUUGUAAUAGGACGAAAAGCGAUCAAUUGUGUGAGGGCCCCAUUUAGCGUCGACAAGUCGAAAUACCGAGGGAUUGAUGGACCAGUCGUCUUUAUCAAUAAAUCUGCUAAGAAGAUCUGCUCUUUCAUUAAGAGACCUAGGGAUCCACUGGGCUUCGAGAACGAUGCUGUUGGCAAGACAAAGAUUGAAAAUAUCCAUAGCCAGGGCCUGGAGGUGAGAUUUGGAGCUUCCGAUAGCAACUAUUCUGGCGGCGGCCUGAUUAUCAGUGAAGAUUUUAACUCUCUUGUGUUUCAGUUGAGCCACGUAAGAAAGCAACACGUAAAAAAUUGCUUUCAGCUCGCGAAACGUAGAGCUUUGGCCGAUAUCCUCGCUCUCCCACAUGCCGCUAACGACGGAGCCGUCUAAAGUAGCCGAAAAUCCUCCGAACGCUACGUCGCUAGCAUCGGAAAAUACAACGGUAUGCGUAGCUAACGGUGGCCUAAUAGAAUAGCCGUUUAAGCAGUCGAUGUUGCAAUACCAAAAUUUCAGUUCUUGUAAAAGGCUCGGAGGAAAAUGAAUUAUGUCAUCCCAAGCCGAUCUGGUUUCAAUGGCGAAGUACAUUUGUCUGGUCAAAAGACGAGAAAUUGGACCAACAGCUAACGCAGCUGAAAUGAUAGUGCCUGCUAUUCUCGCUAACUCGCGAAAUGAAGAGAAUCCAUCCUGAAUCGCAGAAUCUAGCAAGCCUUUAAGCUUGAGAACUUUCUUCUCGGGAAUCCGGAAACACAUUAAAAUAGUAUCAAUAACGAAGCCUAGCCAUUCGCCAAUUUGAACUGGAUCCCAGUGAGACUUUUCCUCGUUACAAAGAAGACCAGAUGAAGAGAGCUCUUUACGUUGAAUUAAGCUAGCUGCCACGGCAGAACAUUUGUCUGGUCGACUCCCGAAACCAUCGUCCAAAUAAAUGAAACUGUUGUGUCCCAUAGAACGCCAACGCCUAACUAACGGGCGCAUUAACUUGGUAAAACAAAAGCAAGCGCUACUUAACCCGAAAGGCAGUACUGUAAAGGAAAAAUAUCUGACGACGCCAGAAAAAGGCCACGCGAAACCAAGGUACUUUUGGUGGUCGAGACAAAUAUCGACAUGGUGGUAACCGGACUUAAGGUCCCAAGAGAAAAACCAGUGUCCUUCAUCGAGAACUUGAGAAAGCGAUCGUAAGUCCUCGUACUUGAAUAUAGGUUUUACUAAAUAAUUGUUUACGUGUCUCAGAUCGAUAACCAGGCGAAGCUUCUUCCCAACAGCGACUGUCAAAGGAUUAACACAAUACGGGGGGAAUUCGUGCUCAACAAUGCAGCCGUUACUUAAAAGCUCGCUAAUAGCAUCAGCGACAAAUUCCGGAUGCUGAAGAGCUGAUCUAUUGUUCUUCAAAAAGCACUGCGAGGGGUACUCGGCAAACGGCAAUCUGUAACCGCGCCUAAUCAUAUCAAGGACAAAAUCUGGUGCAUCUAAAGUCUCGACCCAAAAGUUAAACGAAGAUUGCAAGCGACCUUUCACGCCACUGCUUCCGCCUUUCGCACUAAACUCGUCGCCACAACAAGACAAUAAAUGAAUUAAAUCACACUCAACUUCAUCACAGGUCGACGAGUCGCCAUCUAGUCAAUCGCGUCGAGAGCUACUCUUCGAAGAAUCCGCAGGCUUCAAGCACGUGGAACUCAAAUGACCAAAAUCCCCGCACUGAAAAAAGGGGAACACAUACAGAAAAACAUGAAAAUAAAAUCCAUAACAUAAAAAUAAAAGAACAGUGUUGUAGCGUGUGGCGUUGCAGACCCGAAGGAAGAACAUACUGACUGACAACAACUUAUAUAUGAAACGCAAUUAACACGUAUUACGUAACUACUGAACACUUCAUUGAAAAACACAAUGAAAAUACCAAAUUCAGAACGUGCAGAAAACAAAUAUCUGCUAAACUUCGUACCGCAGAUAUUUUGAUAUUCCGGACUGUUAACUCUGACCACUUAAUUCUACGAGUGUUAUCAGUUUUUGCUUCUUAAAAGAAAAGAGCCUUUGCUUAGGCACUAGUUACAAAACUAAAGAUGUCUUCAUACGUUCAAGUUACUACUAUUACUGUGAAAAGCCAGCAUGAAAUGUAGAAUCACACAGUUUGCACGUGAAAGUGUCGGACUUUGCCCCUUUCGUGGUUCGUACGUGAGGGAAUUGGAGUUAUCACACAGUAAUCCAGUAAACAGAAUUAUAAAAAUAACUUAUGCACACAGUUUGCACGUGAAGAUGUUGGACUUUGUUCCUUUUACAAUUCGUACCUAAAAGAACUCAAAUUGUUUACAAGAAAUCUAUCUCUAUCUAUAUAUCAGCGAUCGUUGUCGCUGCGAUCGUUACGAUCGCUGGAAAGUGGUUUCCUUAUGAUCGCUGCCAUCGCUGAACUUUUUUUCCUCAGCGAUCUCAGCGAUCGUAGCGAUCAUAUGGAAACCAGGCUUAAGUUACGCAUCUUUACUAAACAAAAUACGUUUCAAUAAGCAGGAAGGAUGUAUCAUGUUGUUCGCUUAUUCAUGUUUUAAUUGCCGGAACGAAAAAGGUCUGUUGAAUUUUCUAAGCAAGAGAAUAAAGCUUGUUUACAGGAUUAGCAAUACUCGGUACAACUUCCAAAAAAAUAAGCUGCCUUUCAGACAUCUAAAACCACAAGUUAUAGGCCGCGUACUUUCGAAUUAAAUUCCAUAUCUAAAUAUCAAUUAUUGUUUCAUUGGAAGAGCUUUGAAAAUAUAUGAUCUUUUAUACUCUACCUUGAAGCAAGUGAAACAGAACUCAUAAAUACGAGCGUUGUACCGUUCGUGAUAGCCAAAUUUGGUCAGAAAUGUCUUGAAGCAGCAUCCACACUAAAAUAUGAACCCUUAAACAGCUGCAUCACUGUAUACAGCGUUUGAAUCAUGAAGAUGUUUAAUGUAAUGAUUCUAAACACCUGUAGCCCUAAUAAAGGACGAAAAAAUUGUGAAGAAUCAAGAUGGCGGUCUUAAAGUGCCCUUGUUCGACCUUUAGCAAUGUCAUGUUUAAAUAGAUGUAAAGAUCUCAUUGGUUCCUAAGUAUCAACUCAUAGUACCUUCAACCUUAUUGGCUCUUGCAACAAACAUCCGAACAUACAAAGAUACAAAGCCACAAAGAUACAUACGCUCACACCACUGACAUAUGAGCUAUUUUUUCAAAAUAGCUCAAUAAAAUUGGAAGAAGCUAGUUGACAAAAUAAUUACAUACCGUUUUAUUGAGUGGAGUAACAUGAUAUGAGCAGAAAUAUCAAACGUGGUUUUUCCUACAGGACUUGCUACCUUGCUACCAGUGCAAUUCUUCAGUGCUAACUCAUUGUAAUUGUGUACUCAGAUUUUAAAACCAGAUGUUACCAUGGGCUCGCGAAAAACUGUAAAUCUGGGGACCGGCUUAUACUGACUCAAACGACGAAGACAGAAAAUAAUUUUCUGGCGAUAUUUCUGGUCUCCUCAAGGAAGAUUUACCUUUUAUCAAUGACAUUUUGUUUGUUCUCAGACUACAAGGUACUACCAGGUUAUCAAGGCCUUGGUUUGGUCCCUGACUAUCCGAGAAUCUUUCCAGACGUUAUUAUUCGCAUUUUUCUCAUUGGCAUAUCAGUUAACCCAAGAAAGGCGUCGCCUUGUAUACAAAUAAAGUUGACAUGUUCAGAAAGCUUGUGAACUUGAGAAAUUGUGCAGCUUUUAGUUUUAAGUUUCGUUGUUUCCGUGUCAUCGACAAGGCAAUUCUAUUUGAGAGAAAUUUGAAAAAUGCGGUGGUGUUAGCCUGAAUUUCAUCCGAUUACUUCGAGUCGUUAUUACUCCCUCAGCAACGUCUGAGUCGACCGGCCGUUAAUGCCGUCCAGUGACGUCACUACUCAUGAACCUUUGCUUUAAUUCAUGCAAAAAGUAAAACACGAUUUUCAAGUGGCAAACGGAGAAAUAUCGUUUGGAAAUGUCUGCAUUAUACAGAACUGCUUUAUUUUUUUCGAUCGUAAUUCAUGUUUAACGUUCAAGCUAUCAAAUGCAUGCAGCACAACUCUGAACCGGUUGUACUAAAUUCUACAAUCAAACUCGGUAGCAAUCACGCAUUGAAAUAAACACACACACGGAACACGUACUUCAAAAACACAAUGAUUUGCUUUAAUUGAAAAGAUGCUAUUUGGUCCUUAACGAAGAAAAAAACAAGGAGACAAGAAAGAAAAGCUAACAGAAUCAUUACUUUUGGCGGUAAAAAUAUCAAGAAGGUCGAAUUAUAACAUUGAUUUCAGAAAACUUCGCGUAAACAAAAUCACCGGCCGCCGAAACCACAAAGCGGCUCUAAAUGAAAAACCUACCGACUCUCCGCAAUGAUUCUUCGUUCGCAGUUCAAUUUAGCAUUUCAGUUUCGAAGACAAAGGCAAUUUUGCUGUUUAAGAUAAAGAUGCGCUAAUCGAAAUGUUUCAACUAAACGAAAGGAUGCCAGGGAUGCGAUCCGCUGAAUAUCAAGCGACAAUCCCGCUAAAAUUUUUCAUAAUUAUACAUAAUUAUGCGAAUGUUUAGACAAUCAACCAAUCCAAAUCACUACCCGGUUUUCGGUAGUGAGUGACGUCACUGGACGGCAUUAACGGCUCGUCGAUUCAGACGUUGUUGAGAGGAGAAAACGACUCGAAGCAAUCGGAUGAAUUUCAGGCUACGGCGGUGUGUGAACCAAAAUCCAUGGGCUGAAAGAGUUCACAUACCUAUUCUAUAUACAUGUAUAUUUAUUUCACUUACCAGUAACAUUAUUUUUUAUAGCGGAUCUCCACGCGCGCGAGCGGAGCUCCAUAGCUAAGUAAAUCUACCCAUCCCACAAAAUUUGGUAAUCACGUGACCGUACACCGCCCGACCGUCCGUCCGCACCACGGGGAAACCAAUGUUCAAUCUCACACUUUCUAGCUAGUUUGGGAGCACAGGAAAACUGAUAUUGCAUACAUAUUGCACAUCAAUUUUGUGAUCAAUUGACAGCUGUCAAAACAGGGUAUCCGCUGAUCAGUAUCACCUGACCGUAUCGCGGGCUCAGGUGUCGACCUAUCGAGGUCGAGUAUUUUUUGAAGUUAUCCGCUGACAAGUUACUAGUUUUCAAAUGAUCGCAGACUCGAGUUUAUUUUUUAAAUUCAUAUGACAUGUGUUUAUGUGCCGCAAAAUUAAAAUUUUGAUUUGAAAUUGACCUCUGACUUCUUUUUCUACUGGAUGUACAAAAUGAAAUUUAGCUGCUAUCAAGAGUCUUCUGUUAUUCAUGGCUAGUUUGUUUUAGCCUGCGUGGCAGGCGCAAAAAGGGGAGCGGGAGGGAGAAAAGCACGAAAGAGGGGAAAGGGAAGGGAGCGCCUGCUAUAGGAGCCGGUGUUUUUGUAAUCCGCCGACCAUUUUCUGAACUAAUCCGAUAACGUCACUGUCAAUACGUGACCAAUCACAAGUACGGGCUUCUCAGCGUGGUCCGAACUUAAUUACUUUGUUUACCGGAAAUUGUCAAGUUGAGACGCAUUUUUCAAGUGAUGUCAUAAUCGAGCGAAAUAAAACAUUUUUACUGUUCUUGCUCCCGCAGCAAACACGACAAACAGACUACGACCAGUCUCUCAUUUUUUUACUGCUCGCAGUCUACGGCAAACAGUGAUCAGUUUCGUGUUAAUACACAAGACCUUUUAUCUUACAACCUCAUCAAGCACCGUGAUGGUCACAAAGAACAGAACAUUGGUCAGCCUGAGACGCGAAUAAUGAAAACAACGAAGAAUUAUAAACAAUUGUCAAGACGCUCAACGGAUAGUUCUUACCAAAGUUUCAGCUCUCUCUUUGCAAACCAUCUAAGACUCCAUUUAAGACGGUAUAUGUUUUUGCGGAAAAGGAGGUCUUUUGAACAUCGGCAUUGAAGAUGUCUGGCAAGAAUCGCAAUCGCUUUGAAUCGCUGCUCAGUGUAAGGACAAAUCCAGUAUGCAAAACCUCCUGAGCAUCUCUUCCUGCUAAACAAGCUGUUACAGUUGGUUUUAGUUCGGGUUUUAACGUGACGUUGCUGCCUGAUUGGAGUAAUUCUGAUCUUCCAAAGCUUAUGCCAGUACAACGUAUUUUCUUGAUGCCUUCGUCAUGUCUGUCGCACACACUAAUACACGCCAGGAUACAUGCCAAUAAGUUACUCAUUACGGUUCAGCCAAUCAGGAAUUUGUGGACGCCAGCGUCCGCAGAAAUGAACAAAAGGGGGUUCUUACAGCAGGCGUCCCUUCCCCUCUCUCCUCAAUCCCCCUCCCUUUUUCUCUUUCCCCCUAUCCCCUACCCCUUUCGACGCCUGCUACGCAGGCUAAGUUUGCUUAUUGGGUUUUUGGAUAAGAAAUACGUCGCUUGUCAAAGUCGGAAAUCCGAUUUCGGAUGGCAUCGUUUUCGUUUUUCACUUGCUUGAUGCGUAAGAGGGUUGAAAAGUCUGAAGCGAUUUCUGGCCUUACUUGAUAGCUUCCAGGAACUGCAUCUUGAAUGGUAAGCCUGAGCAAUUAUUGUAUUUCGAUAUUAUUGUAUCUAAUUCAAUGAUGUCGAGCGUAGCUUAUGCGGCUAUUUAGUUUAUGCACGUUUGUAAGAUUUGAGACAAUGAUCUAACCGAGUAUCAGGUUUGAUAUAAGCUUACAGAACUUAAAAAAGCCUUUAGACAUUUUCUCACUGCAAAUAGAAAGAAAACGUUCCAAAGAAUAUUUAAGUUAUAAUUCUGGCUGUAAAAAAAGCUUUGAACGAUUUUCUUGCCUCGAGUUCAUCUUUCAAAAAAGCAAACACCGGGAAGCCGGCCUAAAACAUAAACUUAAGCUUUAAUCUUGAAGACCCAGGAUUUUUAGAGACACUUUAAUACUUGUCUUCGUGAAUGAAAAUUGUUGUCUCUGUAUAUGUUUCACCGAAUUAUAUUUCUUUUAUUGAUUGUUACUAGUCUCUCUUGCAAUUUUAAUCGCUGUGCCGUUUGUUUUCAGUCGUUCAUGAGCAUCGCUUGCAGGAAUACUCAAAAUGCCGCGCUUAUCAAACGCGUUUGAAGAUUACACAUCGUUAUAAAACCACUAAAUAAAAAAUAAACAUGAUAAGUUCUUUAUUAUGUUGAAGCGUAACUCUAUUUAUGUUCAUUCAUACACUCCACAGCUCGCAACCGGCUAGCCGUAUAGGUUUUUAGCGGUUUCGCUAAAAGCCACCGCGUGCUUCGAUCGUCCUUAAUAUUGAACGAGUGCAAUUUGUAUUCCAAAAUUGUGAAAUACUGCAUUCUGUCCGAGGUCUGCAUGAUAAAAACAGCGCCUCAUAGUACUGUUUCACCUCAGAUGUGAUGUAUAAAAAGUAUAAAAGGUUGGUUUACACGCGCCCAGAUUUGUUAGCAAGAUUUUGUAAAGCAAACUUGUCGAACGCAAAAAACUCGGCCUGAUUUGUUUUCCAAUAAUUUGUUUUCCAGGCCUAAUCUACUGUGACCAAGAGCCAUUAUGGCUCUUAAAUUUGAUCGAAGACAAGAGCCAUAUUAUGGCUCUUGUCGAAGAUGAUUGCUGUUUUUUGGGUGUACAUAUAAGGCUAUCAAUUCGAUGUAAUAUUUGGUUCACUCUUGGACGGCAAGUAAUUCAUGGCAGUCUCUUGGACUGUUUGCAAAUUAUUUUUCUGUAAAAUCAAAAGUCACAUGAAUGUGCUCUAAAGUUAACUGAUUUGUGGAAUACAAGUUUAUUGUUUGAUUUAAAUUACAUAUUUAUUAGUGGGAGCUUCGCUUUUAGCCCUGGCUAAAUCUAUAUAUUAACAUUACAUAACAUAUAACAUUAAUUUGUGUAAGUAGGUAUAUAAAAAAUACUAAGUUAUUGUGCAUAAUGAAUAUUUUCUAAUAGUUUAGCGUGUGACUUUCCUAUUCUUGAUUUUCAGACUCUGUUGUUACUACUGCCUUGAUCAAAGUUCUAAUUUCUUUGAAUACCCAAGAUUUAACUGUUGAACAAGAAAAAAUAUUAACUGAGGAAUUGGAACAGUCGGUUCAUAAGUAUCGAAGACACCAAGAUCUUUCGUCAUUGCCAUUUGAUAGUAGUGUAGACCGCCUUACUAAGUAUAUCGAAAAGGCUUAUGAAGUGGCCGUAAUGAUGGUAAAAUCAGGAUCUUUGAUAAUAACUGUGCAGUGCCCCACUCUGGAGAGUCUUGAAAGUUUGUGGAAUAGUUACUGUUCUGGUUUCCUUAAUGACGUUGUUGAGAGGUUCCUGGUGACUGAUGAACUCAAGAGAAAGCUAGGAUUGGACAAUGUCAGGUUGAAGACAACUAUAGAAGAAGAAAACUACUUAAUUUGUAAGAAAGCAUUCAUGGAGAACUCAGGUUAGUCAGGAAUUCUCGAUAGAGCCUUUUGCGAGGAACAUGUUUUUAGGCUUGAUAUGCAAAAAAAAGAAAUGGAUAGCAAGUGUGUGAAAUUGUUUGCAAGAGCUUUUCUUACUCGCGAGGUUCAGUGAUCAACUAAGUCACCGCCUUGGCUGCUUACAAGGACAAUUUUGUAGGUGCUGAGAUUUUUUCUAAAUGUGUAAUUUACAAGUGUAGCUAUUGUUCUCAGACUCUAAAACAAUUGCUACAGUUGUAAAUUACACUUGUAAAAGUCUUGUUAAAUUGAUCCCAGGUCAAUGGAAUGUCAUGUACCACCUUACUAGUAAAGAAAGGGGGCAUUCAGAGACUAAUGGUGGUCAACAACAAUCAGUACACCUCCCUAGGUUGAAGGAUUGGGAUUGCUGUGGAGGGUGCUUCUUCUCAAAGUACUCGUCACUCAUGCUCUUGUUCCUGUUUCAUCCGACUGAGCUGCACAGCUUAUGUGGCGUGCAAAACGCCCUUUCUUCCCACAGCUACAGCGCUUUAGAAAGUGGAACUUUGAAUAUAAAGAAUGACUAGAAAGAGCCGUAUUGUUAUUUAUACCUGAGACAAAUUGGAAGUGAUAUCUGUUUGAGGCGGACAUAGUGUAUUAAACGGUCAAUAAAGCAUUCCCCGAGGGUGUCCGCUGAGUUUUACAGGCCGUUACAACUGGUAUCUUGUUUUUGACAUUUUUAUACUAGGAGUAGCAAGUAUCACCGAAACUUCAUUUCAAACAGUUGAUUCAGGUCAGGUAGAAGAUACAAGGUGGAAUGAAGCAAGGUCAGAUGUUGAGAAAGUAAGACUUAUUUUCUUUGGAAACUAG
Porites evermanni is the source of this 20902-nucleotide messenger RNA. Lineage: Eukaryota; Metazoa; Cnidaria; Anthozoa; Scleractinia; Poritidae. The record is from the annotation of a GenBank genome assembly.